This is a messenger RNA of Strongylus vulgaris, 120 nucleotides long. NCBI's taxonomy places the organism in Eukaryota, Metazoa, Nematoda, Chromadorea, Rhabditida, Strongylidae. The record is from the annotation of a GenBank genome assembly.
GGCGUAGACUCUGUUGUAGCAGCAAGUGUUGGUGUCGAAUCUGAGUUUGGUAUUGGUGCUGACGUCGGCACUGGGACUGACUCCAUAUCUACACCAGGCGGACCGUCCAUGUACACUUGA